GGGCCGAAGGGAGACAAUAUAUAUAUACGUAUAAUUGGUUUGCUCAAGCUGAAGCCUUCGAUUCGAUCUGAGAUCUCUUUCUUUGGUCGGUGGAGGGAAAAGAAUGGCCACUGACGGAGCGGCUGUGGAGAUCACAGAGAAACAGUCCCACAAACUAGAGAGGAAAUGGACCUUUUGGUUCGAUAAUCAAUCAAAGCCUAAACAAGGCGCUGCUUGGGAUAACAACCUUCGUAACGGCUACACAUUCGAAACUGUCCAAGAGUUUUGGUGUUUGUAUGAUCAGGUGUUCAAGCCGAGCAAGUUACCAGCAAAUGCUGAUUUUCAUUUGUUCAAAGCUGGGAUUGAGCCUAAAUGGGAAGAUCCAGAGUGUGCUAGUGGGGGCAGGUGGACAGUUACAAGUAGCAGAAAGCCUAUCCUUGAAACUAUGUGGCUUGAAACAUUGAUGGCCUUAAUCGGAGAGCAAUUUGAUGAGGCUGAUGAGAUAUGUGGUGUCGUUGCUAGUGUGCGUCAAAGACAGGACAAACUUUCACUAUGGACAAAAAAUGCAGCUAAUGAGGCUGCUCAGAUGAGCAUUGGAAGAAAGUGGAAGGAAAUUAUAGAUGUGACAGACAAGAUCAUCUACAGCUUCCAUGAUGAUUCUAAGACGAGAACAUCAAAAGGUCGAUAUAACGUAUAAAGUUAUGCUGAAGAUAUCCUACCCCCAGAUGAGCAAAGGAUUUGCAGACUUGCUGCAAACCAAGUGGCAUUAUGCUGACCUCUUACAUGCUCAAUCCGAAGUUAUACAAUCAUGUUUUAUUUUCACUUUAGUAAAUUUUGAGAUACUGUUGUUAAUUCCAUUGAGGCAUUUAUCCAUUUCUGAGUACCUUGAUAUUUUCAGUUGGGAAAGUUCCCUUGCUGUGUGAUCUUA
Cynara cardunculus var. scolymus (artichoke) is the source of this 907-nucleotide messenger RNA. Its product is annotated as eukaryotic translation initiation factor-like. Gene Ontology annotation, cellular component: eukaryotic translation initiation factor 4F complex; cytoplasm. Gene Ontology annotation, molecular function: RNA 7-methylguanosine cap binding; translation initiation factor activity. The record is from RefSeq and is a predicted model, not a curated record. The transcript is spliced from 5 exons. Bases 104 to 676 code for a protein of 190 amino acids. Gene Ontology annotation, biological process: translational initiation. Lineage: Eukaryota; Viridiplantae; Streptophyta; Magnoliopsida; Asterales; Asteraceae.